Molecule: messenger RNA, 2707 nt
Organism: Helicoverpa armigera (cotton bollworm)
Lineage: Eukaryota; Metazoa; Arthropoda; Insecta; Lepidoptera; Noctuidae
Gene: Bulli
Product: regulator of MON1-CCZ1 complex
Exons: 12
Coding region: 174-2114 (646 amino acids)
Biological process (GO): regulation of autophagy
Cellular component (GO): lysosomal membrane; late endosome membrane; Mon1-Ccz1 complex
Source: RefSeq, a predicted model, not a curated record
AUGAAAGCCUCACAUACCUAGCGAAAAGCCGUUAAGUUAGAUCAGAAUAUUUUAAUCCGACAGAUGGCGAGGCAUGACAUUAACUGUCAGAAGAUUAUGUCACUGUCACCGUUUCACAACAAAGACGAAAGUUUUGUGAGUUAAUUCAAACGAAAGUUUAUUAUGUUCAAAACAUGGCACGAUUUUGUUUAGAUGGCAGCGACGAGUACUGUUUGGCUCUCUCCGACCAGCCAAAACGUUUUGACGCCGAUAGUCCAGUCACGAAUGUAUUUUUCGACGACAGUAAUGGACAGGUUUUUACAGUUAGAUCUGGGGGCGUUACAGGCGUCACGGUCAAUGGCAUGGACGAAUCAAAAUCCACUUCAUUCCGUAUGGAAGACCGAGGACCAAUAAUAUCAAUAAAAUUCUCACCAGAUCUGAAAAUACUUGCAAUACAGAGAAACCAAGACACUCAGAAUGCUACUGUAGAAUUCGUGAACUUCAAAGACUUGGCCCCUACUAAUGUUGAAUACUCACACACAUGUAAAUGGAAGAAUGCAAAGAUAUUGGGUUUUGUUUGGCCCAAAGUAAAUGAGAUUACCUUUAUAACGGACCAUGGCAUUGAAUUACUACAAGUUUUGCCAGAGAAGAAACAGUUGAAGAGUUUAAAAAACACUUCUUUCAGCUGUGCAUGGUUCUCAUGGUGCUCUCAAAGCAACAUCGUGCUGCUGGCCGGCAACAACGGGCUGCUGCUACAGCCCUUCUCUCUCAACAACUCCACCAUCACCAAGCUGCAGAAACUAGAGUUGGAGGCUACAAGACCAGUAGUGGAGCGCGACGUGUUCAUCCUGCGGCUGUGCGAGGCGACCUGGUGCGCCGUGUUCAGGCACGGACACUGUGCCACCGUCUCCGCUCCUGGACCCACUGAGGUAUGGCUGAUGCCCAUCACGGGCCCUGCGGGCCUCCACAGCACACAUGUGCUGAAGACAGGGCUGGUCGGCAGGUUCGCCGUCAACGUGGUCGACGAUCUGAUCGUCGUGCAUCAUCAGGCUUCCCAAUCUUCUCAAAUAUUCGACAUUAUGGAGGAGUCGCGGGCGGAGAACAACUGCAUCAUACACAUACCCGUCGUGCCCGGAGUCAGCAUGAAGCCCGCGCUAGUCGGGGACAUGCUCUGUCCUAUGUACUCGGACACGUGGGUGGUGUUCCAGCCGGACUACAUCAUCGACGCGCGCCUCGGCUGUCUGUGGCGCGUGCGCCUCGUGCCCUCCGGACUGGCGCAUGAGCUCCCAAAAGAUGAGCUAGCGAAGAUAGUGGCCGUACUACUGCGGCGGACAGACGGACGAGACGCCAUCUACCGGCUGCUCAACCAGCUCGUGACGCAGGCCGGCUGCUACCUCGCGCAGCUGUCGCACGUCUUCGACGAGAUACACGCGCUCUACAGAAAGUGGGCGGAACUAGAAGUGGCUCGAAACACGGCGGGUCAGUCCCCCGCGCCACAGCACACGCAGCAGUUCCGCGUGCUGGUGUCGCAGCCCGACGCCUGCGCGCUGCUGCAGCAGCACGCCGCCGACCAGUUCCUCGUGCAGGUAGUAACAGCAUACGUCGCUUCCCUCUGCCGCAACUCGCUGGUCAUCCAACCAGUGACCUCUGAACUAAUGGUCCGCGCACUUGUAACGCGGGGCAGUGCGGCACGGUUACGCGCGGCGCUGCGGCGCGGGGCGCUGGGAGAUGCGAGGGCUCUCGCCUGCGCGCUGCUGUCGCUGGGGCAUCUUGACCCUGCGGCUGCACAGCUGGCUUUGGAUAUGCUGUGGCGGUUGAAGGCUUAUGAGGAAGUUGUAGAAGUCCUGCUGAGUUGGGAAGAGCCGGUAGGUGCCGCCGGGGCCGCGCGGCAGGCCGGCGCCACCUGGCUGUCCCUCCCGCCGCGCAAGCUGCUGGCGGCGGCGCGGGCGCAUGCACAGGCUCACGGUAGGCCCACCGCCUUCACCGCGAUAUACCACGCGCUGCAGAACAGGAAUGAGCGGACUAGAGGAUCUCCACACUUCUUGAAAGGGGAGCAAUGCGACAGUUACGUGGAGUACUACAAGCAGAUUACUUCUGAACCGCCAGAGAAGACAAUCGCCCCGGAUACUCAAUGAGAUUAACGAUGUUCACUCAUGUUAAUAACUAUAAUCUUGUUUACACCUUUGUUAGAACCAUUAUUAUCUUCAAAUGGCGACAUCAUUAACGUGCAAGAUUGUGUAUGUAUCAAAAAUAUAUUAUGCAGUUGGCGGUUCUCAUGAUGAUUGCCACUCUAAACUCUAAUAUGUUGCCGAAUAAUCUCGAUGUAUCCUGCUUUGUUUUAUUAUUAUUUAUUUAUAUGUUUAUAUUCACUGUAAUUUUUAAUAGUGUUUAGUUGAAUUCCUCGCAUUUGUCCAAUGGAAUAAAUACCUAAUAUAUUUAAUGGAAAUUCAUAAUUUAAAAUUAAUAUUACUUGUGUUAACAUUUUCAUAAAACUAUGACAAAGAUGGUAUCUGCAAGAGUACACUAUCUUUCAUUGUUUAUCAUUAAAAUUUUAUAGGUGUAAUAAUUUUGACAAAAUAUGUAUAAUUAUUAUAACAAUGUUUCUGUAAUUAGUGGAAAUUAUUGUGUAAAUUGUAAAUACGUGAAUGUUUGUAAAAAUGUUGAUUAGUUACCUAAUUAAGUAAUGCAAUGUAUAUUUUGUUAUGAAUAUAGACAAAUGUUAUUUUGA